This is a messenger RNA of Marchantia polymorpha subsp. ruderalis, 647 nucleotides long. Lineage: Eukaryota; Viridiplantae; Streptophyta; Marchantiopsida; Marchantiales; Marchantiaceae. The record is from the annotation of a GenBank genome assembly.
CACAAUGUGGCACGGUCUCAGAGCGACGGAAGUAGAGUCGAAAGUGAGUGGGGAGACGAUGAUUGCAUCCCAUUACACGCAGGUCGUGUGGAGGGACACAGCGGCGCUGGGAUGCGGGUCGGCCACUUGUCCCUCUGGUGCCUUGUUCGUCGUUUGCAGCUACGACCCCCCGGGAAACGUUGUCGGUCAGCUUCCUUACUAGACUUGCUCUACGAAUAGCUGCGGCCGUCGAGCGACUCCGAGUUUCAUCUUUACUGAAGUGGUGGACAUAUACGACUGUUAUCUCAGUACAUUCAGCACUUGCACAUCAGUGGGAUGGGAUGAGAAUUUCAUAGGAGGGCACUCCAUCGCUGCCUGCCGUGAAGAUGACAGAGAGUGUAGUGAGAAUCGUGUCUCUGAAUACAGCGCAUUGUAAUUGCUUCUACUUUGGCUUAGUACUGACUGAUAUACUGUAGAUGAGAUUUAAAGUUGUGAUAAAUUAGUACAACCACUUUUAAGCAUAACUCGAAACCCUGGUAGGGCAUUGUGGUUGUACCUUGUUAUCAGUCGUUACGAGUAGCUUGAGGCUGGGAAAGAGCAAACGUCGUCUCCAUUUAUAGCUGAGUGGAUUUCAGAAAGCUCAAUCGUAAUACACAUUUUGGAGAGGG